This is a messenger RNA of Pseudovirgaria hyperparasitica, 437 nucleotides long. RefSeq lists its product as uncharacterized. Bases 113 to 331 code for a protein of 72 amino acids. The record is from RefSeq and is a predicted model, not a curated record. The transcript is spliced from 2 exons. Lineage: Eukaryota; Fungi; Ascomycota; Dothideomycetes; Acrospermales; Acrospermaceae.
AGUAGACACGUUAAUUAAUUUUGCCACGUCUAAUUUACCAAAGUUCCCACAACGCACGCACAAAAUAUUAUUAUUAUUCGCAACAUCGUAGGCAGCGAUCUGCGCCCCUCCCAUGCAUCAUCGUACUUAUGUACUUGCAUCUUUGCCCAUUGACCCCGCCUGUCUUCCCACGUGGCCUUUUCGCGUGUUUCGUUGCCGGUGCCGUUCUCUGCUGAUCCGGUCGAUCUCGCGCGCCCUUGCUUCCCUCGGCUUGUCGAUCGGCUUGCCUGCUACUGCUACUACUACUACAGUACGUACCUAUGUAUGUAAUAUUACGGACCGAGGCUUGUAGGGGCUAGUGAUUAGACACCGGCCGGCAGAACAGACCGGAUAAGGCGGACUGGCGGCGCUUGUGGCUUGUUGGCUUCGUUCGGGACCGUUGUGAGAACGGGGCGGGU